This is a messenger RNA of Dentiscutata erythropus, 651 nucleotides long. Lineage: Eukaryota; Fungi; Glomeromycota; Glomeromycetes; Diversisporales; Gigasporaceae. The record is from the annotation of a GenBank genome assembly.
AUGACAAACCUCGAAUCUAAGCCAAUUGGUCCUGGUGACUACGGCUCUUGUCCAGCUUGUAAUAGACAAAAAACAGAUAAAAAUUGGUGCUCUAAAUGUCAUCCAGAAUUAUUACUUAACGAGAACCCAGGCUGGACAAGCGGUUAUAAAGAUUUGGAUGAUUUCAUUAAGCAAACUAUUAGAGAUGCACGUUGCUCUUAUGGUUAUCUCGAAUGGAUCCCAUUCGAGAAUUUUAAAGUUAUUAAAGAAAUUGGUAAGGGAGGAUUUGCCACAGCUUAUUUAGCGACGAGAACCAAUUGUCUGAAUGUUCAUUUUACAUGGGAUGUCAAAAAAAAGAAAUAUUUCCGAGAAAAUUAUAAAGAUUACAAUAUUGCUUUAAAAUGCUUUCAUAAUAAAAAAGGCAUAGCCGAAGCAAUUCUUCAUGAGAUAAAAACUCACCAUGGGUUCAUGAUGCGUCAAGAAAAUGGAUUCCUUCAUUGUUAUGGUAUUAGCAAGAAUCCAAAGACAAAUGAAUUAAUAAUCGUACUAGAUUAUGCACAAGAAGAAUCUGAUAUUUAUCAAGAAUUCAAAACUGCCGAUGAAAAUAUCACAUCUGAGGAUGAUAAUAAGGAUGAAAUAGAAUUCAUGUGCAAAGUCGCGAAAAUUAUAUCA